Messenger RNA from Aphanomyces astaci, 1289 nucleotides. RefSeq lists its product as hypothetical. The record is from RefSeq and is a predicted model, not a curated record. NCBI's taxonomy places the organism in Eukaryota, Oomycota, Saprolegniomycetes, Saprolegniales, Verrucalvaceae. The transcript has a single exon. The coding region runs from base 1 to 1182 and encodes 393 amino acids.
AUGGUUAUACACGUGAUCGCGUUGUUGUGGUGUACACUGGCUGUGACAGGUCACAGUUCAUUUGUACCUGAGCGUCGAACGCUAGGCUGCACCAACGUCGCGGUGUCGUCCUCCACGUUCGUGAUCUCGUCCAAUCCGUAUUCGUCGGCGUUCCUGGCUCUCCGGUUUUCGGCGUUUUCGUUGGCCCCAAAUGACUACGUCGUCCUUCGAUCCGUCGACGACUCGACGAUUCCGCGAGUGUACCUCUUUGCCAACGAAUCCCUUGGCAUACCGUUUGACGCGCCGCCCAUCUCGUCCACACGCGUGGAAGUCUCUCUUGUUGUAGCACCAGAAAACAAUGCGCACUCGCCAUCCUCUUGCGUCCAGGUCAGCGGGUACACGUCCGAGCUGGCCCGGCCCCCCACAAACGAAGCCGUCUGCGGACUCGAUCGAACGCAAGAAGCAGUGUGCUACCGCAUGUCGGCACCGACCAUGUUCAACAAAUCGAACGCGGUGGCACGCCUUGUGAUCAACAAAGGGGGUGUCCUCACCGGGUGCACGGGGUGGCUGCUCGGGUCGGAAGGCCACCUCGUGACCAACAACCAUUGCAUCGAAGAUGCAUCGCAAAUCGUCGGCCUUCGCAUCGAGUUUAUGGCGCAAACAUCGAAAUGCCCGCAGUCGAUCCAGGACAAGAACUGCAUGCGGCAACUGGCGUGCGUUGGCGACGCGUGGCGCGGCGACGCCGCGGUGUUUAUUUAUACAAACAAAGCACUCGAUUACACGUUGAUUCAACUUCGCCCCAGCGGAAACCACAGCCCGGGGAACAACAACAAUAACGUCGCGACCAAGUACGGGUACCUCCAGCUCCGCGCGACUGGCCCAGAAAUCAACGAGCCCAUUUACAUUGUCGAGCACCCCCAAGCAUGGGGUAAACGCAUUUCAGACAAAACGGCCACGGGGCGGGCCGUGGUCACUGGACUGAAUGCCUUUGAAGCCGAGUAUUAUUUGGACACGCAGGCCAUGUCCAGUGGGUCCCCCGUGCUUGCCGUCGAGGACGAUGCCGUCAUAGCAUUGCACCACGCAGCCUAUUCCACCUGUCCUAACCUGGGCGUGAAGAGCGACCUCAUCGUGGCAGACUUGGUCGCCCAAAAUCUCGUGCCCCAGGAUGCUGUAUUGUGGAAGCCGCGCAGCACGGGCAUAUAACUACCGGUACUGGCAAUCCAUCUCUCCAGUUCAGUUAGAUUGAGGCAAUUCCCCUAACGUUAGCCGUUAGUUGAUACGUCGACGUAAGAGUUUUAGUGUUACUGUCU